This is a messenger RNA of Doryrhamphus excisus (bluestripe pipefish), 6045 nucleotides long. The record is from RefSeq and is a predicted model, not a curated record. NCBI's taxonomy places the organism in Eukaryota, Metazoa, Chordata, Actinopteri, Syngnathiformes, Syngnathidae.
CACCAUUCUAUCUCAAGGACCCCAGCACCUCAGUCUCCUCUGUAGGGAUUAGUAAGCAAGCGUAACGUGAAAAAAUGGGUGACGCCGCCAUGAAAGAGUUUGGGUUAGCGGCCCCGUACCUGAGGAAAUCAGACCGGGAGCGUCUGGAGGCUCAGACUCGUCCGUUUGACAUGAAGAAGGAAUGUUUCGUCCCUGACACGGAUGAGGAGUACGUGAAGGCAUCCAUCGUCAGCCGGGAGGGCGACAAAGUCACCGCUCAGACCCAGAAGGGGAAGACGGUGACGGUGAAGGAGUGCGACGUCCACCCUCAGAACCCGCCAAAGUUUGAUAAAAUUGAAGACAUGGCCAUGUUCACCUUCCUCCAUGAGCCCGCCGUGCUCUUCAACCUGAAAGAACGUUACGCAGCGUGGAUGAUCUACACGUACUCUGGGCUGUUCUGUGUCACGGUCAACCCCUACAAGUGGCUGCCGGUCUACAACCAGGAGGUGGUGGUGGCCUACAGGGGGAAGAAGAGGAGUGAAGCUCCUCCUCACAUCUUCUCCAUCUCUGACAACGCCUACCAGUACAUGCUAACUGACAGAGAGAAUCAGUCAAUUCUCAUCACUGGAGAAUCCGGUGCUGGGAAGACGGUCAACACCAAAAGAGUCAUCCAGUAUUUUGCCAGCAUUGCAGCGGGCAGUGGAAAGAAAGAUACUGGCUCUGAGAAAAAGGGUACCCUGGAGGAUCAAAUCAUCCAGGCUAAUCCGGCCCUGGAGGCCUUUGGCAACGCCAAGACCAUCAGGAACGACAACUCUUCCAGAUUUGGCAAAUUCAUCCGAAUCCACUUUGCAGCCAGUGGGAAGCUAGCGUCGGCUGAUAUCGAGACAUAUCUGCUGGAGAAAUCCCGUGUCACCUUUCAGCUGAAGGCCGAGAGAGACUAUCACAUCUUCUAUCAGAUUCUGUCACAGAGAAAACCUGAGCUUUUAGAGAUGCUGCUCAUCACUAACAACCCCUACGACUACGCCUUCAUCUCCCAAGGAGAAACAACGGUGGCCUCCAUUAAUGACUCUGAAGAGCUGAUGGCCACCGAUGAUGCCUUCGAUGUGCUGGGCUUCACCCAAGAGGAGAAGAACGGCAUUUACAAGCUGACAGGCGCCAUCAUGCACUAUGGUAACAUGAAGUUCAAGAACAAGCAGCGUGAGGAGCAAGCCGAGGCUGAUGGCACCGAAGAUGCUGAUAAAGUUGCUUACCUGAUGGGCAUGAACUCUGCUGACCUCAUCAAAGGUCUCUGUCAUCCCAGAGUUAAAGUGGGCAAUGAAUGGGUCACCAAGGGACAAAAUGUCCAGCAGGUGUACUAUGCGGUUGGUGCAUUGUCUAAGGCUGUUUAUGAGAAGAUGUUCCUGUGGAUGGUGGUCCGGAUCAACCAGUCACUGGACACCAAGCAGCCUCGCCAGUACUUCAUUGGCGUACUGGACAUCGCUGGGUUUGAGAUCUUUGAUUUCAACACCUUUGAGCAGCUGUGCAUCAACUUCACCAAUGAAAAGCUGCAACAGUUUUUCAACCAUCACAUGUUUGUGCUGGAGCAGGAAGAGUACAAGAAAGAGGGCAUUGAGUGGACUUUCAUAGAUUUUGGUAUGGACUUGCAGGCGUGUAUUGACCUGAUUGAAAAGCCCAUGGGUAUCAUGUCCAUCCUUGAAGAGGAGUGCAUGUUCCCCAAAGCCAGUGAUGCCACCUUCAAAGCUAAGCUCUACGACAACCACCUGGGGAAAUCCAGCAACUUCCAGAAGCCCAGAAUUGUCAAAGGGAAACCGGAGGCCCAUUUUGCCCUGAUGCACUACGCCGGAACCGUUGACUACAACAUCAACAACUGGCUGGUGAAGAACAAGGACCCUCUGAACGAGACUGUGGUUGGUCUUUACCAGAAGUCUACGCUGAAAUUAUUGGCGCUCCUCUUUGCUAAUUACGCUGGGGCUGACUCGGGUAAGCAUAAACCGUAUGCUCACAUUGAGAGAGGCCAGUUGUUUGCCAAACACUACUCUUGCUUUCCAGCUGAAGGUGGGAAAGGGAAAGGAGGAACGAAGAAGAAGGGUUCAUCUUUCCAGACUGUGUCAGCCUUGCAUAGGGAGAACCUGAACAAGCUGAUGACCAACCUGAGGUCCACUCACCCCCACUUUGUACGCUGCAUCAUCCCCAACGAGACCAAGACUCCCGGGGCCAUGGAGAACCCUCUGGUGAUGCACCAGCUGCGUUGUAACGGCGUGCUGGAAGGCAUCAGGAUCUGCAGGAAGGGCUUCCCCAACCGGAUCCUCUACGGAGAUUUUAAACAGAGAUAUCGCAUCCUGAAUCCUGCUGCUAUCCCAGAGGGUCAGUUUAUUGACAGUAAGAAGGGGGCAGAAAAACUCCUCGGGUCUUUGGAUAUCGACCAUAACCAAUACAAGUUUGGACAUACAAAGGUGUUCUUCAAGGCUGGUCUUCUCGGGCAACUUGAGGAGAUGAGGGAUGACCGCUUGUCACUCAUAAUCACUGGAAUCCAGGCUCGAUCACGAGGUCUCCUGGCACGAGUGGAAUUCCAGAAGAUUGUUGAAAGGAGGGAUGCAUUAUUGGUAAUCCAGUGGAACAUCCGUGCCUUCAUGGGGGUCAAGAACUGGCCUUGGAUGAAGCUGUUCUUCAAGAUCAAACCUCUCCUGAGGUCGGCUGAAGCGGAGAAGGAGAUGGCCAACAUGAAGGAAGAAUUCCUGAAGUUGAAAGAAGCUUAUGCAAAGUCAGAGUCACGCAGGAAGGAACUGGAGGAGAAAAUGGUUUCUCUUCUGCAGGAGAAGAAUGACCUGCAGCUCCAAGUUCAGGCUGAGCAGGACAAUCUUGCUGAUGCAGAGGAACGGUGCGAGGGCUUGAUCAAACACAAAAUCCAGAUGGAAGCAAAAGCCAAAGAGUUGUCUGAAAGACUGGAGGACGAGGAAGAGAUUAAUGCUGAAUUAACUGCAAAGAAGAGGAAGCUAGAGGACGAGUGCUCUGAGCUAAAGAAGGAUAUAGAUGACCUGGAGUUAACGCUUGCUAAAGUGGAGAAAGAGAAGCAUGCCACCGAGAACAAGGUGAAGAACCUGGUUGAGGAAAUGGCAGCUUUGGAUGAAAUCAUCGCCAAGCUGACCAAGGAGAAGAAAGCCUUACAGGAAGCUCAUCAGCAAACCCUGGAUGAUCUCCAGAGUGAAGAAGACAAAGUCAACACUCUGACCAAGGCCAAGUCUAAACUGGAGCAGCAAGUGGAUGACCUUGAAGGGUCUCUUGAACAAGAGAAGAAGGUUCGAAUGGAUCUUGAGAGAGCUAAGAGGAAGCUGGAGGGAGACUUAAAGAUGACCCAGGAGAGCUUAAUGGACGUGGAGAACGACAAGCAACAACUUGAGGAGCAGCUGAAAAAAAAAGACUUUGAACUAAACCAGCUCAAUAAUAAAAUAGAGGAUGAGCAAGCAAUAGCAAUUCAGCUUCAAAAGAAACUGAAAGAGCUUCAGGCUCGUAUCGAGGAGCUGGAGGAAGAGCUGGAGGCCGAGCGAGCCGCUCGAGCCAAGGUGGAGAAGCAGAGAGCAGACCUGGCCAGAGAGCUGGAGGAGAUCAGCGAGAGGCUGGAGGAAGCCGGCGGAGCGACGUCCGCCCAGAUCGAGAUGAACAAGAAGCGGGAGGCCGAGUUCCAGAAGCUGCGCAGGGACCUGGAAGAGGCCACUCUGCAGCAUGAAGCCACCGCAGCCACGCUGAGGAAGAAACAAGCUGAUAGUGUUGCCGACCUGGGGGAGCAGAUUGACAACCUGCAGAGAGUCAAGCAAAAACUGGAAAAGGAGAAGAGCGAACUCAGGCUGGAACUGGAUGAUGUGGUUUCCAACAUGGAACAUGUUGUGAAAACAAAGACCAAUCUUGAGAAGACAUGCAGAACUCUGGAAGACCAGAUGAAUGAAUACAAGACCAAGUUUGAAGAAGCUCAGCGCUGCAUCAACGACUUCAACAUGCAGAAAGCAAAGCUUCAGACUGAAAACGGUGAGCUCUCAAGACAACUUGAAGAGAAGGAUUCCCUGGUGUCUCAACUUACGAGAGGGAAAAUGUCCUACACUCAACAAAUUGAAGACCUCAAGCGACAACUGGAGGAAGAGACCAAAGCCAAGAGUGCUCUGGCCCAUGCCGUUCAGUCGUCUCGCCACGACUGUGACCUGCUCAGGGAGCAGUACGAGGAGGAGCAGGAGGCCAAGGCUGAGCUGCAGCGUGGCAUGUCCAAGGCCAACUCCGAGGUGGCGCAGUGGAGAACUAAGUACGAAACUGAUGCCAUCCAGAGGACUGAAGAACUGGAGGAGGCCAAGAAGAAGCUGGCUCAGCGUCUGCAGGAUGCCGAGGAGGCGGUGGAAGCGGUGAAUGCUAAAUGCUCCUCUCUGGAGAAGACCAAACAUAGACUGCAGAAUGAGAUUGAAGAUCUCAUGGUGGACGUGGAGAGGUCAAACGCUGCUGCUGCUGCUCUGGACAAGAAGCAAAGGAACUUUGACAAGGUCUUGUCUGAGUGGAAACAGAAGUAUGAGGAGUCUCAGUGUGAGUUGGAGGGAUCCCAGAAGGAAGCCAGAGCUCUGAGCACUGAGCUCUUUAAGUUGAAGAACUCCUACGAAGAGUCUCUGGAUCAUUUGGAGACCAUGAAAAGAGAGAACAAGAACUUACAAGAGGAAAUUUCUGACCUCACUGAGCAACUUGGCGAGAGUGGAAAGAGUAUUCACGAACUGGAGAAAUUAAGGAAACAACUGGAUCAGGAGAAGAGUGAGAUCCAGUCUGCUCUUGAGGAAGCCGAGGCUUCCCUGGAGCAUGAGGAGGGAAAGAUCCUCAGAGCCCAGCUUGAGUUCAACCAGAUUAAAGCCGACAUUGAACGAAAACUUGCUGAGAAGGACGAGGAGAUGGAGCAGUGCAAGAGGAACCUGCAGAGGACUAUCGACACCCUGCAGACCUCACUUGAAGCAGAGUGCCGAAGCAGGAACGAGGCCCUUCGCUUGAAGAAGAAGAUGGAGGGAGACCUCAACGAGAUGGAGAUCCAGCUAAGUCAGGCCAACAGGCAGGCGGCCGAGGCUCAGAAACAACUCAAGUCUGUUCAUGCGCAUCUGAAGGAUUGCCAGAUCCAGCUGGAUGAGUCUCUUCGUGCCAACGACGAUCUCAAAGAGAACAUCGCCAUCGUGGAGAGACGCAACAACCUCAUUCAGGCUGAGCUGGAAGAGCUGAGGGCUGCUCUCGAGCAAACGGAGAGAAGUCGCAAACUUGCCGAGCAAGAGUUGCUGGAUGUUAGCGAGAGGGUGCAGCUACUGCACUCACAGAACACCGGUCUGAUCAACCAAAAGAAGAAGCUCGAGGUUGAUGCAGCCCAGCUUCAGACCGAAGUGGAAGAAGCAGUCCAGGAGUGCAGGAACGCUGAAGAGAAGGCCAAGAAGGCCAUCACCGACGCUGCCAUGAUGGCAGAAGAGCUGAAGAAAGAGCAGGACACCAGUGCUCACCUGGAGCGCAUGAAGAAGAACAUGGAGCAAACCAUCAAAGACCUGCAGCAUCGUCUGGAUGAAGCUGAACAAAUUGCCAUGAAGGGCGGCAAGAAGCAGGUGCAGAAGCUGGAGGCCAGGGUUCGAGAGCUUGAAAAUGAGGUGGAGUCCGAGCAGAAGAAGAGCAGCGAAGCAAUCAAGGGAAUCCGUAAAUAUGAGAGGCGCAUCAAAGAACUCACGUAUCAGACUGAGGAAGAUCGCAAGAACGUGGUGCGUCUCCAGGAUCUGGUUGACAAGCUGCAGCUGAAAGUCAAAGCCUACAAGAGAUCUGCUGAAGAGGCUGAGGAGCAGGCCAAUACUCACCUGAGCAAGUUCCGUAAACUCCAGCAUGAGCUGGAUGAGGCGGAAGAGAGAGCUGACAUUGCCGAAUCUCAGGUCAACAAGAUGCGUGCUAAAAGCCGUGACGUUGGCUCCAAGAAAGGACUGGAGGAGGAGUGAGCCAUGCGAGACGUUUGGGAUGAUCUCUACCAUCUUUCUCCCAACUGUCGUCAACAUUUCUGUGGAAUAAAGCAAACGUGCAAUAACA